GAAGGAAUGAGAGAGAAAGCAAACUUGCUGCAGCUGCACUUUGUUAAAUACACAGGUGUACUUACUGCCAUCAGAAGAGGGACUCAGAUGUUUUGCACAACGUCUCAAAAGAACAUAAAAAAUUGUAAUAAUUAAUGGGGUUUGGCUUGCUAAUUGUCCUCAGCGUCCAGCCUUUGUGCCAUCAAUUCAGUUUGGAGCCCCUGGGGUGUUGUUCUGAGGGUUUUUCUCUUUUUACCACUGUGAUUCAAUUGGGGUAGAUGGCUUCUGCUAGUGGUUGGAUGUAUUGAUCUGCUGCUUAAGGAGUGAAGGAAAUGAGGAGCAGGAGAGCCUGUGCAGAGUCUUCUAAUCUGUCAUCUCAAACCCCCACCCUCCAAGAAUAAGGAAAGUUCGGAAACAUCUGAUGCAUUUGAUGUAGUCACUCAUGCGUUGGUGUAUUCAUAAAAGCCUUGGAGAGCCAUAUAAGGCCUCUUGACUUGAACAGUCAAACAAAAAACCAGUCCUGUAGACUUCACUCUGAAGAAAUUUGUACAACGUACGCACUGAAAGCUCUGGGACUCUGGACGAGUCAGAGUACCCAUCAUUGUCCUCAGCCACCAGCAACUCCUGGAGGUCCCAUGUGUGUAUUUAUUGUGUGUUUUGGCUUGGAGCUGUAUAACUCCAACCUCAAAGUUUGCAGAGCAGCAAGGUUCCAUAUGCAAUCUCUUGUUGUUGAAAGGAGGUUUAUCUCUUUUCAUUUUGCUCUCCCACCGGUGGUUUUUGUUUUGCAUCUGGAUUUCUACUUGUUUGUCCAAGCUUCAAACACAAACAUCUGACCUGCUUUUGGAACUGGUCGUAAUGCUUAAGGAGGAACAGUGUUCACUGUUGCUCUUUGGAUAACUGUACGGAAGGAGAACUCAAGUAACUGAAAUGUAUGCCAGUCUUUGUUUCUUAUCGCCUGCGUGAAGCAAAUAGCAGUUCUGAGCUUCUGCAAGAAGGCCUCGGGAUGCCAGCAGCCAAGCAAAAAGGUCAGGUUCCUGCAGGACCUAUCUAGCAUGUUUGAACCAUAGAGUGGCCUGGGUUGAAAAGGAACACAGUGGUCAUCUUGUUUCAACCCCCUGCUAUGUGCAGGGUUGCCAACCACCAGACCAGGCUGCCCAGAGCCAAGGAAACUGUAUAAAUGCAAACAUGAAAUGCUCCCUGAGGGCAAUAGCUUUUAUUUAUCCCCUCAGUGUGACAGAAAACAAGCAUGAAACCGUCUUCUGCUCUUUGAAGCAUUCCUGCAGCUCUGGGGUGGGUGCACAGGGCCUCCAGGGGAAGGUCCUCUCCUGCUGGGGCAGCACCUGAAGUUGAAGUUUCUGUCCUAAGGCAGAGAAACUGCUCUCAGUGCAUUUGUUCUUAAAUGGAAAAAAGGCCUUAGGUUAGCUUUACGUCAAGGCUCUGUUAUAAUGAAAAGUGGCAAUUUAGGAGGGGAAAAGUCCUAUCUCCUGGGCUGUGAUGUUGUCAGUGCAGCUAUCCACUCCACACUGUUAUUAUCUGAAUCUUAAUUAUUGACGUUGGAAUUUCAAAAAAGCUUUGCUAAAAGGAAGAUAAAGGUGAUAUUUAAACAUUCCCUGCUGCUGAGGUGUGCAAUUGUGAGCAUCCUGUUCUGAUAAGACGCAGUGCCUCAGCAACAGGAGCUCUGCAGACUGUCUCCAUUGCCAUGUUGUACUUAUCUGGAUUUCAGAGGAGAAGAAAAAUAGAAAUAAUCAUCCCUUGGCUUGUGCUGUCGCAUUUGGAAUAGUGUUUCUGAGGCACUCUAGUGGAACAGACGUGUUCUUUAGACAAUAUUUAGUGCAAUUUGUCAAGUUGGUGAAGUAGAGUGGAAUUAAAUGGGCGGUGGAAGAGGGAAUGGAAGGAAGUAAGUUGUUAACUCCUAUCAGCGAUCUGGCAGCACGGCUCUGCUUCCAGGAGCAGCAGUGCUUUGGGAUGGGUCUCUGUUAGCACGGGGGUUUCUGCCACUGCCAGUAAGUGCUGUGCUCUGCGGCAAUGAUUCAGCAUCUACCUGAGCACGACUUGCAGUGACUGCAGGACCUGUGAGUGGAGGCUGUGUUUGCACAGCUCAGCUGGGGAUUUGCUUCCCACAGACGAGUCCAUUCUGUUUGUCUUUGCUUUUGCCUCCAGGAAGCUCUUAUGUGAAGGAGUUUUUGGACAGGAAAAGUUAUAAACUAAAUAAAGAAGGCAAACAAAGGCUGAAGUAAAUGAACUAAGAGUAUUCCUGUUCUGUCAUUUCGAAUGAAGAAUGUCGUGGUUCUACGAAUGUCAUCUUUGAGCGUAAGUUUGUGACUGGGUUUCUGCCUAUCCCAGCUGCUGAUGGAUGCCCCUGGGCUGCCACUCACUGAUGAUGUAUAACAUUGUUGUUUCUGGGCUGUGAGUCACAUCAGGGAAGUGCUUCCUUCUGGAAGGAUCCUGCUUUCGUAUUGUCCUGCUUUGUAACCUGGAUGGUUCCUUGGGCUGGUUUACAGCAAAGAGCAGUGCCAGCACAAGCAGUAGUGUGGUGCGGUGUGGCUGAGGUGGUUAUCUCUUGUUUUCUGUCCAAACUGAAGCUCAUGUGUGUACCCGGGCUAUGAAGCACUUGGUGGUUUAGUGGAUCUAUGGAAUAAAAAUAAAAAAGUAAAAAAGGAGUUGAUGAACCCAGAAAAUGAAUCACAUUGCCUGAACCCCAGUGUGACAUCCAGAAGCACCGUCUUAUUUCCCAGUACUUUUCAAGCCUCCUUUUUCACAUUUGGUCUCGGACAUUUGUUUGUCAUGCUUUUGGUGUUCAUUUACAUGCUGCAUGCUUGUUUUCCCAGUGCUGUGAGCUGGGCUUCCUUUCAGCAUAGCUUGGGAAAGCAGAUCCCCUGUGGCCGUACGCUGCUUUAGAUGGCCGCAUCACAGCUGGUGGUCACGUCUUAAGGAUGCCAUGCAAAGACAAAAGUGGAGGAACUGAACAAUAAGAGUAAUAGCCUUAUUGCCGAGUCAGUGUGGAACAUAUGCUGGGGAGCUGCAUGUCUGUAGGAGCAGGGAUGGCUGUGCAGGAGCUGCCCUUUCCCCGGGCAGUGGUCCGAGGUGCCACCUGUCCUGUCUUUGGAGCACUCAGAGCUGGUGGUGCUCAAUAAGCCAAACCUACACCUUCAGCUACUUGUUUCUCAUUGAUUGCCCUGUUUGAGAGUGUGCUCUUGUGCAGCCCCAUGGGGAUGUUAUCAUGAUCAUAGUGAUCCAUUCUGUUCUCAGACGCUAGCGUUAUUUCUGGACAAAGCUGUUUUCGAGACAUACAUUGCUGCAUAUUGAUGCGGGGCUUAGUCAUCAAGCCUUCCUCCUGUUCAUUUCCUAAAUAACUGCUUAAAACUCUUCGAUAGCAAGUAAAUCUUCUGGUCUGCUUAAAAAAAUAGGGGAAAUGUCCUGCAUCCUCUGUGUCUGCCUCCUGUUGUGAUGUUCAGCAGUCCUCUUUUUCCUCCAGUUGGGGCAAACCCCAAACUUACAAAGUGGAACCCAAAAACGUUUGCCUCAAACACACACCCCUCGUUAGCUGGUAUUUACAUAAAACAUGCUGACACCAGGUUAGGGAGAUUGAGUAGGAUGCUUUCUCAGCUGUUGAAAUUUGCACACGAGAUGGGAGAUGUUUUGAUUAAGAAGGGUUAGCUGAAUAUCUCUGCCAUUUAUUCCCAUGUGUCAGAAUCAAAGCAGUGUUUCUCUGGGCACUUUGCCCACUUCCUUUUCUUUUUUUUUUUUUUUAUUCUUCAUUAGUUCUUAGAUGUUCCAUUUUUUCCUUAAGGUUGGGAUGUAUUUAUACUUUUCUCUUAAUGGAGGCACUUAAUAGCUUAAUGGCAUAAAUGUGUGUAAAAUGCCUUUCAGAUAGGAAUGAAGAUAACAUUGCUGAUUUUAGAUUUCCAUUCCCUUUCAGUAGCAUUUGUAAAUUCAUUCUUUCAUUCAUCAGGAGAAGUAGGGGUGAGCCAGAGACCUGUGAGAGUUAAGAGCAGGAAAACCCAGCUCAUAACCAUGUGGCUGAGAGGCUGGUGCAAUUGCAAGAGUUUGGGUUUGUUUGACCAUGGGGCAGUUUGGCACCUGGCCUGAUGGCUGCUGAUGGGUCUCACCUGUCUCAGAGGGGGAAAUGGAUCCUAGCCCAGGAGCUGGCAGGGCUUGUGGAGAGGGCUUUAAACUGGAUAUGAGGUGGGAAGGGGAUAAAACCAGGCCUGCUAGAGAUGAGCCUAGGGGAAUGAUGAUGGAAUUGGGGUGAGGCAUGAGGCAUUGGCUCAGCUGAAGCGCAUUUACACCAAUGCAUGCAGCAUGGGCAGCAAACAGGAGGAGCUGGAGGCCAUUGUGCAGCAGUCAAACUAUGAAGUAGUUGUCAUCACAGAAAUAUGGUGGGAUCACUCCCACAACUGGAGUGCUGCAGUGGAUGGCUGUGAGCCCUGUGAGAAAGGAUAGGUAAGGAAGGAGAAGUGGUGGUGUGGCUCUCUAUGUUAGAGAGUGUUUUGAUGUUAUUGUGCUUGUGGCUGGGGAUGAGAACAUUGAAUCUCUGUGGGUAAGGAUUGGGGAAGGGCCGACAAGGCAGACAUCCUGUUGGGGGUCUGUUAUAGACUGCCUAACCAGGAUGAGGAGACAGAUGAGGUGUUCUAUGAGCAGCUGGCAGAAGUUGCGCGGUCGCCAGCCCUUGUCCUCAUGGGGGACUUCAACUUCCCUGAUCUACGCCAGAAAUACAGUACAGCACAGAAGAAGCACUUUGGCCACAGCAACCCCAGGCAACUCCACUGCCUUGGAGCAGAGUGGGUGGAAGACAGUGUAGAGGGAACGGGCCUGGGGUCAUUGCUCUGUGCUUGGCUGAACAUGAGCCAGCAGUGUGCCCAGGUGGCCACGAAGGCCCGUGGCAUCCUGGCUUGUGUCAGAAAUAGCGCUGCCAGCCAGAGCAGGGAUGUGAUUUAGUGGGAAAUAUUGGUGAUGGGUGGAUGGUUGGGUCUUGGAGGACUUUUCCAACCUUGGUGAUUCUACUUAAUGGGUAAUGCCUUCCUGCUCUCGGAAUAGCAAAGGAGUGUACCGUUAUCAUAUCUGUUUCAAAUCUGCACGUUCUUCUAACGUGUGAUUGCUAGCAUGAGGUCAUUGCUGUGAUAGCAUAUUAGUGUAUGGUUUGUUUGUUUUGUUUUUGAGCUGUAUUUAAAGAGCCUUCUCUCAAGGGAGAGAACUCCAUCUUUUAAAGUCAGUGCUGAAAUGACUUUUAAGAAGUAUAAAAUAAGAUCCUGUCUCUUUUUUUUUUUUCCCCUUGUACUGGGAAAAACAUUCCCUCUUUCAUUUCUUUAUUUUUAUUUGCUCCAUGUGGAUGCUGAUGCUUCUGGCCACUCAGAAACUGGAGCAAAACCUUUUUUUAGAAACUAGAGCAGAAUUUUCAUAAUAAACCUGAUCUCCUACAGACUGAGAGCCUCUUUAGGGGGAAGUGAGGGAAGGAGGCUGGAAGUAGGGAGGGUUAUAAGCAAUGUAAUUUCCAGGAUCUAUAUUCUGAAAAAGUCUCAGUGGACUUGGUGCUGCUGCUUGGAUUAGGAGGCCCUUUAAUUUGCUUUUAAUUAAAGUGAUUUUCAUUUAUUCUAUGCCUUCUUCAAAAGUCCCAAGGCACCUUACAAACUUGUGAUUAUAUACAGAAAAUGCAAAAUGCAUAUUCAUGCAGUGCUGAGGUUCCACGUUGAAGUGAAGGAUGAAAAUGAGUUUUACCUUCCUGUUUUCUAUUAGUACUUCUAUUAGAACCUCAGUUCCCCUUUAUAGCACAAGCCUUAUAGCACCACAUUUGAUCUCAGAGACCACAGUCCAAAAUGUAAGCAUUGACCUUCUGUUAAGUAUUUUAUCCAAAUUAUGUAUUUAAACAGCUUAAUUUUAGCAGCUUCACUAAGUUGGAGGAAAAAGUCAUGAAAGUACCUUAUGAAAUGAAAUGCAUCUGUUGCAGAGAAUCCCAAACAAAAUGCAAUAAAGCAGUGUAUUAAACUGGGCACUGGCAGAAACGCAAGGCACCCAUGGAAUCCUCAUGGACAGCAGAAGAGCUUGUUGUGGGUUCGUUCAUUGUGUUGGAAGAAGCAAAGGCUGCAAUGGCAGAGAUGGUGGGACUUCUUGUGUUGCUGAGUUCAGACAGCUGUAAAUGAACAUGGUGACAUUUCAUAGUGGAGCUGCGGUUUGCUGGAGGCAGAAGUUUGUGAUGCAUUGCUCAAUACGAUUGUGCACAUUCUCUUAACUGUACGAGGACUUUGAGAUGCAGUAGUUAAAGUGGAAAAAUAGAAUAAAGUCAUUAAAAGCGACGUAGAUGUCUUUAUUAAUAAUAAUGGGUCUUGAAGAACUGAGUCUCCUGCAGUAGAGGAAAACUGGAGGAUGCUGCUGGUUUGUAGAGAGCGAGAAAUUUCACUGCUCAAGUUAGGGUAAGCAAAAUGCCACUUUUAACAUUACGCCGUUGUUUGAGGAUAUUACACCCGAAUUGUGAGCAGCAUAUUUUCUUAUAAAGCGUUUUUUGUUUUCUAAAUGAAUGCCGCAGUGUUCGUUUGUAUGGAGGAGUUAUUCAGGAGGAACUUUCCCAGGAUCUGGCAGAUGAGGAGAGGGCUGCGCUCAGCACUUCCAGGAGGUUUUUCUCUUUUGCUUAAGUUACACCACUGUUCCAAGCUCCCAGAAGCUAUUUGGUGGGUAGCAUUAAGAGUCUGAUGCAAGUGUCCGUUUGCUGUGUAUAGCAGGUACGAUCCUGGACGUGGCAGAGGCACUGCUGGUGGAGGCCACAGUUGCAUGGUGAGGACGGAGUGAUCCCAGUGACCAGAGCACUUUGGCUUCCAGGACUUCCCUUCCUAACAAUCAUCGAAGAAUUCCUUUUAAUUACAUUGCCCAGAUACCAGCACAGCUCCAUGUGAAACACCUCUGUGAAACCAAUCCAGGAUGGAACAACCCUGUCCAUGCCUGCUGCUCUGUGUUAGCUUUCUGUUUGUGCGAGCUUUACCACCAAAUGGAACUGAAUUACCAAUACCCACCAGCACCACAAACUCUACAGAGGAGAACAACUUACACAAGGACCUGCUGACCUCCAUGCUGAUCCUCCUCCUGGUGUUCAUCAUCUUCAUCCUGUUGGCUGGCUAUUUUUUCAGGUUCCGAAGACAUAGGAAGGCUGUGGUGAGCUCUGGCGACAAGAAGAUGCCAAAUGGAAUCUUAGAGGAGCAAGAACAGCAAAGGGUGAUGCUGCUCAGCAGGUCUCCUUCGGGCCCCAAGAAGUAUUUCCCUAUUCCAGUAGAAAAUCUUGAAGAGGAAAUAAGGAUACGAUCAGCAGAUGAAGGGAAACUGUUCCGGGAAGAGUUUAAUUCUUUAACACCUGGAUACGUGCAGGGAACAUUUGAAAUGGCAAAUAAGGAAGAAAACAGGGAGAAGAACAGAUAUCCUAACAUCCUCCCAUAUGAUCAUUCCAGAGUCAUUUUGACCCAAGUAGAUGGAGUCCCACCUUCAGACUACAUUAAUGCAUCGUAUAUAGACGGUUAUAAAGAAAAGAAUAAAUUUAUAGCUGCACAAGGACCCAAGCAAGAAACAGUCAAUGACUUCUGGAGGAUGAUAUGGGAGCAGAAGUCUGCAGUUAUCGUCAUGUUAACAAACUUGAAAGAAAGGAAAGAGGAUAAAUGUUACCAGUACUGGCCUGACCAAGGGUGCUGGACUUAUGGGAACAUCCGUGUGUCAGUGGACGACUGCAUUGUGCUUGUGGACUACACCAUUCGCAAGUUCUGUGUCCAGUCGCUCCACGAUGGCUGUAAGGCGCUGAGGCUCGUGACGCAGCUCCACUUCACCAGCUGGCCUGAUUUCGGGGUGCCUUUCACACCUAUUGGGAUGCUGAAAUUCCUGAAGAAAGUCAAAGCGUUGAAUCCUGCCCUUGCUGGGCCAAUUGUGGUUCACUGCAGCGCUGGUGUGGGCCGAACGGGCACGUUUAUCGUGAUAGAUGCCAUGAUAGACAUGAUGCAUGCUGAGCAGAAAGUGGAUGUUUUUGAGUUUGUUUCAAGAAUACGUAAUCAGCGCCCACAGAUGGUUCAGACUGACAUGCAGUACUCCUUCAUUUAUCAAGCCUUACUUGAAUACUACCUCUAUGGUGACACAGAGCUAGAUGUGUCAUCCUUGGAAAAACAUCUACAAACAUCACACAGUGCAGCACCAAACCUUGUCAAAAUAGGGCUGGAAGAAGAAUUUAAGAAAUUAACGAACGUUCGAAUAAUGAAAGAGAACAUGAGGACUGGCAAUCUUCCAGCAAAUAUGAAGAAAGCUAGAGUCAUCCAGAUUAUCCCGUAUGAUUUUAAUAGAGUGAUUCUGUCGAUGAAAAGAGGGCAGGAGUACACAGACUACAUCAAUGCUUCCUUCAUAGAUGGCUAUCGCCAGAAGGAUUACUUCAUUGCCACGCAAGGACCGCUGCCCCACACCGUGGAGGAUUUCUGGAGGAUGGUGUGGGAGUGGAAGUGCCACACCAUUGUCAUGCUCACAGAGGUGCAGGAGAGGGAGCAGGAGAAGUGCUUCCAGUACUGGCCAUCAGAGGGCUCAGUAACUCACGGAGAGAUAACUGUAGAAAUAAAGAAUGACAGCCUUUUAGAUGCCAUAAGUGUAAGAGACUUCAUAGUUACAUAUAAUCAGGGUAACCAAGAGAAGCAAAGCAGGCUGGUUCGGCAGUUCCACUUCCAUGGGUGGCCAGAAAUCGGCAUUCCUGCGGAAGGAAAAGGGAUGAUUGACCUGAUUGCAGCUGUCCAAAAGCAGCAGCAGCAGACGGGGAAUCACCCGAUCACAGUGCACUGCAGUGCCGGUGCUGGAAGGACAGGUACAUUCAUUGCACUCAGCAAUAUUCUGGAGCGAGUGAAGGCUGAGGGGCUCUUAGAUGUAUUUCAAGCUGUGAAGAGCUUAAGACUGCAGAGGCCACAUAUGGUGCAAACACUGGAGCAGUAUGAAUUCUGCUACAGAGUGGUACAAGACUUCAUCGACAUAUUUUCCGAUUAUGCUAAUUUUAAAUGAAAAACUUCUGCCUUAUUUUUUAAUUUGUCUGUAUAAAUAGUUGUAUAUGAUAUUAAUUUAUUCCACGUCGUUUUGUUUGUUGACUUUUGACUGUAAAUAGGACCUGUGUUUGCUCUAAAAGUUGCAUUUGCUGUACAAAAUUAUUUCGGAAAUAUAAAUAUCUUCUAAAGCAAAGUCUAAUGUUCAUAUAGAGUAUAUCACUAUGAGAUGGUAGAGAAAUCUUUAUUCUAAAUAACAGUAAAAUAAUUCUUGAAGAUUUAUUUCUUUGAUUAUUUCUUUUUCCACUUACAGAUAAUUAUCAGCAGUGCCAUUGCCCUGCGAUGGUUCAUGCAUCUUUACAUUUACGUUUCAUACUAAAAUAGCGAGCUGUGGUACAUCUGUUUAGAGGAAACAUGUUUUGGCCAUAAACCUUCCUUCACAGAAGCCAAUAGCAAAUGGAAAGAGAUGUUUAUUUGGGGCCGUGUUGUGAUAACCUGCUGCUGCUUACUUGGAAUUGAUUUCAUGGCCUCAGUGAAAGGCACAGGAACUGUUCCAGGUAUCAGAAUACGGCCCUUCGUGUGUAAUAGUAAUGUCUGAAAAUACCAUUGCUUUUAAAGGCUGUUUGUAAGAACCUCCCCGUGGAUGGCAGCUCUGGUUUGAGUUCUACUGUCAAUAGGAUACAACCGUUAGAAAUGCAGGUUGGAAUUUCUGAUUUAAUUAAUGUGACUUUCCAAGUUCAUUUAUUUUGUUCUUUCCUAAAUAUUAUACCAGCUUGAAUCAGUCUAGAAGUACAAUAAUGUCAGUUGGUCACUAUUGGACAAUAUUUUGCAUAUCAGGAGAGUAUAUUUUGCAUUUGUCUAAACCAAUAGGCGUUACAGCCCUUGUUGGCCAUGGAUAUAGAGCUUCACUGUAUACGUGUGCAUAAUUUGCAGCUACUGUGAGAAAAGGCAGAGGACAGUAAUGAAGAUGAACUCUCUUCGAUUCAACAAGAAUCGAAGUUAAAGGACUGGGAAGCAACAAAAGAACAGCGUAGCAUGAGCAACAGGAAGAAAACUCCUUUAUGUUCUUACCUUCCCAUAUGUAUUAUCAGCAAAAGAGUGCUUUCUUUAUCUAAAAGGGGGAUUAUAGGAUUGUGUAUAUAGAUGUAUUUUUAAUGAAAGUACUACUGAUAAUAUAAUUGGGGAAAUAUGUUUUAGAAGUGUUUAUUAUAUCCCUGAACAGGAUGUGCCUGGGGGUAAGGAAGUCCAUAACUUGCAGGAUGUUUGAAUGUUGAACAAAUGAGAAGUCUGUAUUUUCCACUCUUUAGAACACGUGUAGGAAUUAAUGAGCACAAAAUAGGUGAAUAUACACUUCGGUUACCUAACUAAUAUGCAAUAGUCCUGUCUUGUCCAGUUGGCUGGGUUUUAUCAAUGCAAACAUAAAAGCCUUACUUAAUAUUAAGCAGCUGAAAUGGAUCCUUUCACCACUCCUGUGAGCAUUUCUCCCAGCUGCAAACAAGGAGCGUCACGCAUUGCAGUGCUGCAAGGAGACGGGAGCACCUUCUGCCUCUCCUCACUUUCAUACUGAGUGGAAAAGGUGUGGUUAAGAACUUGGAAGCACCCUGCUCUGAACACUGCCAUUUCCUGCUUCUUGUCUUCCCACUGAUGCAAUUCUGUAUUUAUUUGCACAGUAAAUCAUGCAAUUAUGCACUUAAAGAGAUUGUUUAAAGAGAAAGCAUUUGCUGUGACGUGCUGUUAGGAGAUGUACUCAGAACACAGAGUGUUGAUGAGGAGAAUGCAAAGUUUACAUUACUACUGCAUGCUGAAAUUGUAUCAGAUUUCAAGUAGUCACUGAAUAAAUUUGGUCUGAGACAGUGGGGUUUUCAACAUGGAGUCAGGUUAAAUGAUCAUAGAAUGGCCUGGGUUGAAAAGGACCACAAUGCUCAUCCAGUUCCAACCCCCUGCUAUGUGCAGGGUCGCCAACCAGCAGACCAGGCUGCCCAGAGCCACAUCCAGCCUGGCCUUGAGUGUCUCUAGGCAUUCACUGAUGAUAGAACAUAAUGCCUGGAAGUGUUUGCUGCUCUCCAAAGAGGUGUCUCUUAUGGUCCCGUUUGUCCCCAGGAGCGCCACAAACAUUUAGGCUGUGGGUGACAAACGGGUGUCUGUUGGAGCAAGGAGCAGGACGGAGCUCAGCUGAGCCAUCAGCUGUGCAGUGGGUACUCGGAUUGUAGUUGCUAACUGUAUUAUCUGUGAGGAAACAGGAAGAAGAACCACAACAAUAAUAUAGUUCAGAAGUCACAAAUAGAGCUCUGUAGUGAUUUUUAUGUUUAUUUUUUUAACCAUUUGCAAAGCUUGCUUUCCAGUUCUUGUGAUGAGGUAACGGAGAGGCUGCCUGUUGCAGCAGCCCUGGAGCUGGGGAGCUGUGGCUCAACAUGGGUAUACCUGAAUUUUGUUUGAAAUUUUCCUAUGUUGCAUGGAAUGACUUUGAAACACCAAAUAGUUGAUUAGAAGCCGUACAUUCUGAUCUGUACGUGGUUUUGGUCACUGUGUGACUUGACUGACCGUUCUCAUGUGUUAAGAUAGGUUCCAGUUCACCUGAGCAUUUAAGCAUUUGCUUGACGACAUCUCUUCCACAAGACACACCGUACCAUUGGCUCUUUGUUCCUGGAGCAACCCCUUAAGUGCUUUGCUGAAUUGGGCCUUAAUGAAGAAUGCUUACUGUAAUUACCGGUGUUUUUUAGGGUAUUUUUACGUAUCAGGUUUUUAAACUUUUCAAACCAGCCUGACCACCUGUGUUCAACCUUUUGAGACGUUUUCGUUUCCCUGUACCAUUUCUAGCGUAAAGCUAUUGAAACCUUUCUGUAUAACCAAAGUGUAUUUAAUUUGUCAGAUCUUUAUAAUAUAUGUAUGUAUUAUACAGUUUCAGCUAUUAUUAUUUUCUUUUAUUACAUUUAUAAUUUGAUCUUGCUGUGUUUUUAAUGCUGGUGAAUGUUGCUGAAUUAUUUGUAUAUGCAAAUUGCAAGAUCUAAUACAUUCUGAUGCAAGAACAAAGCUUUGUUUUUAUUCUCAAA
Molecule: messenger RNA, 12007 nt
Organism: Gallus gallus (chicken)
Lineage: Eukaryota; Metazoa; Chordata; Aves; Galliformes; Phasianidae
Gene: PTPRE
Product: protein tyrosine phosphatase, receptor type E
Exons: 21
Coding region: 6889-8979 (696 amino acids)
Biological process (GO): protein dephosphorylation
Molecular function (GO): protein tyrosine phosphatase activity
Source: RefSeq, a predicted model, not a curated record